AUGGCAACAGCGAAUGAAGAACUAGUUGAGCUUGUCACAAAACAGGCCAUGGAUUUAUUGGCCGAAAUUCGAAAAGAUGUCGAAGAAACAAAGGCGCUAACUGAGGAAGAUCGCAAGAAUUGUAUGGCAAUUUGUCACCGGGUUGAAACUGAACAUACACGAUUAAAGAUUGAAUUCCUCAACGAAUCAUUGAUUUUGAUUGAUCAAGCAUUGGAAACUUCGGAUCAACAAAAACUUAUACAAAUCCACGAAGCAUGGUCGCUGGUAUUAAAGAAUGUGACACACCAAUGUAAAACUCUUGUCGGUCCAUUGAUGGAAGUAUUACGAGUAUUAUCACGACAAGAUAAGAAUCUUGGACGAAAAUACGCGGGUCUCCUUGCCGGUGCUGUUGUAAGUUCGAUAUUGUGUGGAGCAGCCGUUGUAGUGUUAAUUGCACAUGCUCACCCUGGUUGUUGUUUGCAAUUGGCAACGGAGGCUGUACUUGCAGUUAGUGUUGGGGCACUGAUAGCCAUAGCAAUUGCCCUUGGCUGUAUUGCAGGAUGCAUAUCAAUAGCACGCCUACGUAUAGUUUAUCGAAAGUGUUCAGAUUCUGUUCGAUUGAUUUUGGUUAAGUGGUUUCCACAUUGUUUUGAUGGUUCAUCUAAAGAUCCAUCUGAUUCAGAGUUGGCAAACGUGAUAGAACAAUCGAUUAAUACUCUGAAUAUAAAGCAAGAUAUAUGGCGUAAUCGUACGGCGCUUGAAAUGCUGAAAAGAUGGGCUAAAAACCAGCGUGAUCAUCAACCUAUUUCGAACAUGAACUCGGUUCCUAACAAGAAUCUCUGA
Didymodactylos carnosus is the source of this 822-nucleotide messenger RNA. The record is from the annotation of a GenBank genome assembly. Lineage: Eukaryota; Metazoa; Rotifera; Eurotatoria; Philodinida; Philodinidae.